Scleropages formosus (Asian bonytongue) is the source of this 5493-nucleotide messenger RNA. It is a transcript of the gene iqgap2, whose product is annotated as IQ motif containing GTPase activating protein 2. Gene Ontology annotation, biological process: regulation of GTPase activity; mitotic actomyosin contractile ring assembly actin filament organization. The transcript is spliced from 38 exons. The record is from RefSeq and is a predicted model, not a curated record. NCBI's taxonomy places the organism in Eukaryota, Metazoa, Chordata, Actinopteri, Osteoglossiformes, Osteoglossidae. Gene Ontology annotation, molecular function: calmodulin binding; GTPase activator activity; actin filament binding. Bases 229 to 5217 code for a protein of 1662 amino acids. Gene Ontology annotation, cellular component: cell cortex.
UGAGCGCGCGCAGGGCGCACUCUGACAGCAACCGACGCGGUCCCGCGAGCUCGCGCACUGCGCUCUCGCUUCAUCACUGAGGACACUUUCCGUAUUGAGCUGCUGCGCGCGCGCUUCCCUCGCCCCCCACACAGACACACACACGUGUACACACUGUUAAAAGUGGCUGCCUCACAACUGCUCUCACACACUUCUGAACGCUGCCAGAGCUGGAGGAGCCGCAGCAGGAUGUACCAUGAAGAGCGGGCAACCCUCCUCCGACCGCGCUACGGCUCCAUUGUGGACGAUGAGAGGCUCUCGGCAGAGGAGAUGGAUGAGCGGCGGAGGCAGAACAUCGCUUAUGAGUAUUUGUGUCACUUAGAAGAAGCCAAGCGAUGGAUGGAGGCCUGCCUGGAUGAGGAGCUACCCCCUACCACAGAGCUGGAGGAGGGUCUACGCAAUGGCGUUUACCUUGGCAAGCUUGCCAAGUUCUUUGCCCCCAAGAAUGUGUCUGAGAAGAAGAUAUACGACAGAGAUCAGUCCCGCUAUAAGCGCACAGGACUCCACUUCCGACACACGGACAACACGGUGCAGUGGCUGAGGGCCAUGGAGUCUGUGGGGUUACCGAAGAUAUUCUAUCCUGAAACAACAGAUGUUUAUGACCGUAAAAAUAUGCCCAAGGUGAUAUAUUGUAUACAUGCAUUAAGUUUAUACCUUUACAAAUUGGGAAUUGCACCCCAGAUCCAGGACCUGCUGGGGAAGGUGGAUUUCACAGAGGAGGAGAUCAGCAACAUGCGCAGGGAGCUGGAGAAAUAUGGCAUCCAGAUGCCAGCCUUCAGCAAGAUUGGGGGAAUCCUGGCCAAUGAGCUCUCCGUGGAUCAAGCGGCCUUGCAUGCAGCUAUCAUCGCCAUCAACGAGGCGAUAGACCGAGGUCAGGCAGAGGCCACAAUGAAGGCACUGUCCAAUCCCAAUGCCAUGCUGAGGAACAUUCUGGACUCCCUGUCUCAGGAAUACCAGGACACACUGAGUGUGACCAAGAAGGACAAGGAUGACAGGGCAUCUGGCACGCAGUCUUCGGUAGAAUCUGAGGAGAGAGACGUGUACGAGGAGUUACUGACACAGUCAGAGAUCCAGAAUAGCAUUGAUGCUGUGAACAUUCGGGCAGCGUUACAGCAGGUGAAUCUGGCUAUUGCGGCUCAAGAUGAGGCUUUCAUAAUGGCUAGUCUCAAAGCACCCGCACUAGGUCUGCUGGGAGUUCUAGAUGCCAAUUCCCGCUGGUACCUGGAGCACUUCACCUCCUACAGGGAACACAAAGUCAAAGGCGGCAGUGCCAUGGUGCAACUCCAGAGGGACGAGAUCCAGCAGGUGGUGAGCUCCUGCAAUGACUUGGCGGAAGCUGAGAAACGAAAGUUAGAGGCCGUCACUGCGAUCAAUGAGGCCAUCCGUCGAGGGAAUUCAACUGAGACAGUAGAGGAACUGCGGAACCCCGAGGCCCAACUGCCCAUUGUGUACCAGAAUGCUGCCAGCUUGUACCAAUCAGAGCUCUUCACCCUGCAGAGACAGAACCCACGGUUAUACCUGGAACACACAGAGCUGUCAGUUGCUGUGGAAAUGCUGUCUGCAGUGGCUGUGUUGAAUGAGGUCCUGGACACCAAAGACCCACAGGCAGUGAUGGAACAGCUAAGCGACUCGCCGCUGGGCUUCAGUAAUCUGGACUCUGAUAACCUGCGGAGGUACUCAGACCGACUGAUCACCUUGAAGCCUGAUGCGGUUGCCAAGGGCCAAGAUUUUCUCACCUGGAAUGACAUUCAGGCGUGCAUUGAUGCUGUCAACGUGCAGGUCCAUGAGGAACAUGACUUAAUCUUGGCCAUCAAUGAGAUCAAUGAGGCCCUUGAUGCUGGAGAGCCGGAGAAGACUCUCUCAGCACUGCUAUUACCUACUGCUAAACUGCAGGGGGUCAACCCAUCCUUGGCCAAACACUAUCAUGAUGUGCUUCAGGAUGCCAAAGACAGCAUACGCAAGAGCUCCAGAGAUGAUUCUGCUGUACUGUGGCUGGACCAGAUCCAAGAUGGUGUCAGCACUGCCAACAAGGAUGAAGAGGAUGCCUUCAAAUUGGCCGAGGCUGUGACAGCCAUAAACCGGGAGGUGUCAGGAGGUGAUAUCCAAGGCUGCUUGCAGACCCUCCAGUGCCCCCAUGCUGGGCUCAAAGGAGUAUUGCCAGAAUGCGCACCUACGUACUACUCAGACCUUGCCCAGAGGCAGACCCUCAAUGCUGAUGAAGGAGUCAACAAAAGCAUGUGGGUAAAGCACAGAUUGAGGGACAGGUACUACUACUACUACAACCUUGAAAGCAAACAGGGCACGUGGGUGGAGCCCAAGGGCUUUGUGCAUGACAACACUCAGCUGACCAGAGAGGAAAUCCAGGGUAUUGUGGGAAGUGUGACGGCAGAGUACAAUCGAGAGCAGCUCUGGCUUGCCCAUGAGCCACUGAUUGUGCAACUGCAGGCCCGGGUUCGAGGGUACCUGGUGCGGAAAGCACACAAUGAAAGGCUGGAGUACCUGCAGACACAGGAGCCUAAAGUGAUUAGGUUGCAGGCUUCCUGGAAGGGAUACAAACAACGGAAGUCAUACAAGGACAGACUUAGGGUGCUUCAGGAUAAUGUAGGCGCUGUUGUAAAGAUUCAGUCAUGGGUGAAGAUGUGGAAAGCCAGACGUAAAUAUUCGAAGAGACUCCAGUAUUUUAAAGACCAUGAGAAAGAAAUAGUCAAGAUACAAGCUUUCCUGAAGGCCAAUAAAGCAAGAGAUGACUACAGGACACUUACAGGAGCUGAGAACCCCCCUCUCUCCGUUGUGCGCAAGUUUGUUCACCUGUUGGAGCAGAGUCCCCUUGAUCUACAGGAGGAGUUGGAUGUCACUCAUCUGAGGGAGGAGGUGGUCACCAAGAUUCGCUCCAACCAGCAGAUGGAGAGGGACCUCAAUCUGAUGGACAUCAAGAUCGGUCUGUUGGUGAAGAAUAGGAUAACCCUACAGGAUGUUGUGUCCCAUAACAAAAAACUGACAAAUAAGAAGAACAAAGACAGCAAAGAUGAGAUUCCCACAGGAGGCAAGCAAGGCAUUAAAGGCCUGAGUAAAGAGAAGAGAAAAAAGCUGGAGGCCUAUCAGCAUCUCUUCUACCUGCUCCAGACCAACCCAACAUACCUGGCCAAGUUGAUCUUCCAGAUGCCUCAGAAUAAGUCUACCAAGUUCAUGGACACGGUCAUCUUCACACUUUACAACUUUGCCUCCAACCAGCGAGAGGAGUACCUGCUGCUAAAGUUAUUCAAGACGGCUCUAGAAGAGGAAAUAAAGUCAAAAGUAGACCAGAUUCAGGACAUAGUAACCGGAAACCCAACGGUUAUCAAGAUGGUAGUGAGCUUCAAUCGUGGCGCACGUGGUCAGAAUGCCUUAAGGCAGCUGUUGGCUCCAGUUGUGAAAGAGAUUAUUGAGGACAAGUCUCUGGCAAUCAACACCAAUCCUGUGGAUGUCUACAAGGCCUGGGUCAACCAGUUGGAAACUGCCACAGGGGAAGCCAGUAAACUGCCAUAUGAGGUGACCCCAGAGCAGGCCGUGAGCCACGAGGAGGUGAGGGCCAAGCUGGAGGCCUCAAACCAGAGCCUGCGCGUGGCCACCGAUAAGGUGCUUAGCUCCAUUGUGUCCUCGCUGGACAACAUCCCUUACGGCAUGAGGUACAUAGCAAAAGUUCUGAAGAAUUCACUGCAUGAGAAGUUUCCAGAUGCCACUGAAGACGAGCUCCUGAAGAUUGUGGGGAACCUGCUCUACUAUCGCUACAUGAACCCAGCCAUCGUUGCACCAGAUGGGUUUGACAUUAUUGACAUGACAGCAGGAGGGCAGCUACAUUCAGACCAGCGCAGGAACCUGGGUUCUGUAGCUAAGGUGCUGCAGCAUGCUGCCGCAAACAAGCUAUUUGAAGGCGAGAAUGCCCACAUGACCUCCAUGAACAGCUUCAUCUCACAAACUUACCAGAAAUUCAGGACUUUCUUCCAGGCUGCCUGUGAUGUCCUUGAGCCUGAGGAGAAGUUCAAUGUGGAUGAGUACUCUGACAUGGUGACACUAAGUAAGCCUGUCAUCUACAUCUCCAUAGAGGAGAUAAUCAACACACAUUCGCUGGUGCUGGAACAUCAGGAGGCCAUCUCCCCAGAUCGCAAUGAUGUUCUGCAUGAGCUGCUUGAGGACCUGGGCGAUGUGCCUGACAUCGAAUCUCUUCUGGGGGAAGGAGCUGUGGACCCCAAUGACCCUAACAAGGAGAGUACCCUCAGUCAGCUGGCCAAGACAGAAGUCUCCCUCACCCUCACCAGCAAGUUCGAACUUCUGGAUGGAGAUGCCCAGGAUAUGAGGACUCUGAUGAUGAAGACUAAAAAGCUAAUAGUGGAUGUGGUGCGGAUCCAGCCAGGAGAGACACUCGUGGAGAUCUUGGAAACACCUGCCACAGCACUUCAGGAGGCUGAGCACGUGAAGAUUAUUGAGAAACGUGCAGCACAGGACACCAAGAUGCCAGAUGGAAUGAAGAGCAGUCCAUCUGUGCUGGAGGACCAGCAACUGCCACUGGAGCAAAAGAAAAGGAAGAUCUUGAGAAAUCUGCGCACCCUGGAGCAAGCUGGCCUUGUUUCCUCUGAGAACAAGUACCAGGAAAUCAUCAAUGACAUAUCCAAGGACAUCCGGUACCAGAGGCGAUACAGGCAACGGAGAAAGGCUGAGCUGGUGAAAUUACAGCAGACACUGAGUGCACUUAACUCCAAGACGACUUUCUACCAAGACCAGAUCAACUACUACGACACCUACAUUAAAACCUGCCUUGAUAACUUGAACAGAAAGAAUGCCAGAAGGUCCAUCAAGCUGGACAAAAAGGGGGAGGACAGGAGCAGCCGGAAGUCCAAACAGCAGUCACUUAAAUACACAGCUGCUCGCCUCCAUGAGAAGGGAGUCAUUCUGGAAAUAGAGGGACUGCAGACAAACCAGUUCAAAAAUGUCAUGUUUGACAUUUCACCCAGUGAGGAAGUAGGUGACUUCGAAGUGAAAGCCAAAUUCAUGGGAGUGGAGAUGGAAAAAGUCCAGGUCCAUUUCCAGGACCUUCUCCAGCUACAGUAUGAGGGAGUGGCUGUUAUGAAAAUGUUCGACAAGGCAAAAGUCAAUGUAAAUCUGCUGAUUUUCCUGCUCAACAAGAAAUUUUAUGGAAAGUGAUGCAUCUUGUUGCAAAAGAGGCAUUUAAAAUGGACAGUGCCUUGAGCUGAUUAUGAAAAUGGCAUGACUGGAUCAUUCUUCUCAUUUGAGUAAAACUGGAAUAUAUUCUCAUAUUAGAGCAAGUGAUGAAAAUGGACUGGGGAUCUAAUCAGUUCAGAAAACAAAAACAAUGAAGAGCCUGUAAGAGUAUAUCUUUUUUAUCUUAAGUAAACUUGGAAAUUAUUCAGUUAAUAUCACAGUGUGUUGUCUAAUGAAUAGUUAUGUCUGUUAAUUAAU